Morchella sextelata is the source of this 268-nucleotide messenger RNA. RefSeq lists its product as uncharacterized. The record is from RefSeq and is a predicted model, not a curated record. Lineage: Eukaryota; Fungi; Ascomycota; Pezizomycetes; Pezizales; Morchellaceae. The annotation marks the transcript as partial. The transcript has a single exon.
AUGUCCGACAUCACUCAAGAUACGCUGCUGCAGCGUCUUUCAGAAUUUUUGACCACAUAUGGUCCUCUCCCAGCAGAUAUAGACUUCGGUGAUGAACUUACCGAGGCCCAUAAUCUUAUUGCUGAAUGUUUGGAGGCUUUUAUCAAGCCUUCCGAAAUCCCGGAAUCCGUUAUCGACACGGUCCAAGAAGAGGUCAUUAUUGGCCUCACCAAGGAACUCGAAGCAGCUGACGAAAAGGCUGCCGAUCUAUUGCAAACCUUGUCCGAAU